Solea solea (common sole) is the source of this 5347-nucleotide messenger RNA. It is a transcript of the gene tbc1d14, whose product is annotated as TBC1 domain family, member 14. Lineage: Eukaryota; Metazoa; Chordata; Actinopteri; Pleuronectiformes; Soleidae. The record is from RefSeq and is a predicted model, not a curated record. The coding region runs from base 497 to 2629 and encodes 710 amino acids. The transcript is spliced from 14 exons.
ACACAGCACUCCCGAUACAAGUUUGUUUUAAAAUGGCGGCGGAAGCUCUUGAGACAGGUAUGAAAUAUUAACGAUACCGUAUAAACUCAUGAAAUGCAUCGGGCGACUAGGUUCGUUAAACACUAGAGACGCGUUUCUUCUCCGUAGUCGCGGCAGCGACGGCAAAAACAAAAUGUCUGGCGUAUUUUUAACUUAAUUUGGACCACAGUUCUUGAGGAAGCGCAGUUCAAACAUCGGUGAGUUGGCGUCAGCGACAAGUGCUCCUGGCGAGCGAGUCCGGCUCUCACGAAACCGCUUUCCCUUCCUCCACCGUGGUUUGUCCCGGCCGACGACCUGAGUCACUGACACCGGCGCUGUCAGUGUGUGCACCAAGCGGUGUUGAGGCAGGGGGAAGGAGGAGGAGGUGAUGGUGGUGCAGCAGUUUUAGUCCCAGCAUCACCAUGGACUGCUCCGGCCGGAGUGGACCUGCCGCCCACCUGUAGCAUCAGCCGGCAGCAUGGAGAAUAUGAGCCCCGGCACCCAGGACCAGAGAGACAGCCACUGUGGUAUGUCUGGAGGAACCCUAGUGGAGAACGGCUCCACAGUCAAAGAUGUGGCUGUGCCUGAUCUUGACAAUCAUACCAACCACCUCUGCCAUGAAGCCAGCACGGCCCCGCACAGCGAGACCAUCCUGCCCACUUACAAGCCAUCCUGCUCCUCUACUCCCACCUACUACAGCAGCCCACACAAAAGCUACUCAGACCUGGACCAGGACACCCACAGUCUGACGUCCCAGGACUCCGGUAUCCCCACUCUGGAGAUUAAUCCUCCGGAGCCCAUCGUCCACAACCACCAACUCCCGGGCACCAGCCAUGACGCUCCCGCCACUUUACCCUUGGACAAUGAUACCUCAAACGAGAACAUCAUCCACAAAUCCUCCACCUUCCCCCGCAGUGGGUACGACUCCAUUCGCCUCUUUAGUCCCGGCCUCAGAUUGACCGCCACCCCGGGGAUGAGUGGCGGGGGUUUGAACCGCAGCGACGACAUCUCUGUGUGCAGCGUGUCCAGCAUGAGCACCGAGCUGUCCAUCUCCAACGAAGACAUCCUGGACUUCACCGUCACUUCUGACUCCAGCGCCAUCGUCACCCUGGAGACGGACGACAGCGGCACCGCUCACUUCUCAGAGGUGACACUGUCGUCGUCUCCCGUACGGUCGUAUCUGGAUUCGGGUCUCCCGCAGCAGAACGAGGAUGUCCGGCAGAAGAAAGCUGGACCUCUAGCAAGCUUAUUUAGCAGGAGCCUGUUUGCCAGGAGGGUGAAGGACAGUUGGCCAGUGGAGCAGAGGGACCCGGGGUGGAAGCUGUUCGGGAAAGUUCCUCCACGGGAAGUUCCCAUCAAGGACCCGAAGAAAAUACAAAAGGAAUAUGAAACAAAGAGUGGAAGAGCUGGACCUGGCAACCCGACGUCUCCCAGGCAAAGUGUGAGGAAAAACCUGGACUUUGAGCCGCUCUCCACCACCGCACUUAUACUGGAGGACAGGCCUGCUAAUCUGCCUGCCAAGCCAGCUGAGGAGGCUCAGAAACACAGACAGCAGUAUGAAGAGAUGGUGGCCCAGGCCAAGAAGAGAGAGCUGAAGGAGGCUCAGAAGAGGAGGAAGCAGCUGGAGGAUCGGUGUAAGCUUGAGGAAAGCAUCGGCUCGGCCGCACAGACCUGGAACCAGGAGAUCCUACCUAACUGGAGCACUGUGUGUACGUCUCGGCGAGUGAGAGACCUCUGGUGGCAGGGCAUCCCUCCCAGUGUCCGAGGCAAAGUGUGGAGCCUGGCUGUGGGGAACGACCUCAACAUCACUCACGAGCUGUACAACAUCUGUCUGGCCCGGGCAAAAGAGAAGUGGAGGAACACGCCGGCGCCGUCCACAGAGGUCGAAACUGAAGACGCUGGUUCUUCAGAUAGAGAGUCGAGCCUGGAGCUGAUCAAGCUGGACAUCUCCAGAACCUUCCCCCAGCUGUGCAUCUUCCAGAAGGGCGGGCCCUAUCAUGACGUGCUGCACAGCAUUCUGGGAGCAUACACUUGUUACCGGCCAGACGUCGGUUACGUGCAGGGGAUGUCGUUCAUCGCAGCCGUGCUGAUCCUGAACCUUGACACGGCAGACGCCUUCAUAGCUUUCGCUAACCUGCUCAACAAACCGUGUCAGAUGGCCUUCUUCAGAGUGGACCACAGCCUUAUGUUGACAUACUUUUCGGCAUUUGAAGUUUUCUUCGAGGAAAAUCUACCGAAGCUCUUUGCACAUUUCAAGAAAAACAACUUGAGCCCUGAUAUUUAUUUGAUCGACUGGAUCUUCACUCUGUACAGCAAGUCGCUGCCGUUGGACCUGGCGUGCCGGGUGUGGGACGUGUUCUGCCGCGACGGCGAGGAGUUCCUGUUCCGCACGGGGCUCGGCCUGCUCCGCCUGUACCAGGACGUGCUGACCUGCAUGGACUUCAUUCACAUGGCCCAGUUCCUCACGCGCCUGCCGGACCUCAUCCCCGCCGAGCAGCUCUUCCAGCACAUCGCCGCGGUUCACAUGAACAGUCGCAACAGGAAGUGGGCACAGGUUCUGCAAACGUUACAGAAAGACCCAGAGCGAGGCAGCCCGGUGCUGAAGCGCUGAGCUGAGCUGAGAUCUCACUAACAGACUCCUCCUCCUCCUCCUCCACUUCCCCCUCAGGAAAGACUGACCAGGCCAGGUGGACCUGAAAUGGUCCUGGGUUCAGGUUGUGGGGACUUAUCCGGGUUCUAGCUACACUGGUCAACCUCUUUCAGUCCAGUUCUGUGUUACUGCUCUGGCUAGAACCAGGAUCCCGGAGGGGGGACUGUGAGUGAAGAGGCUCGGGUGUGAGUAGGAAUACGAGGCCUUAUCUAACUCCCCCUCUGCUCAGAGAUGCAGCAGUGGACUGGAAACUGUAGCUGCCCGAGGCCUGAAGAAUGUACCACACACACACACACUCAUGACUCACACUCCCGCAUCCAUGAACCCAGCAGACUGAUGCAGUUCUCCACAGAUCAGGGGAAAUCAUCCAAGUCCUCUGAGUAGUUUUUAAUCCUCUACUUUUCUUCUUUUUUUUUUUUGUUUGAUAAAUGUUUCAUAACAAAAAAAAAAAAAUAUUCCUACUGUCUUUAAAAACCAGUAUUGGGCAGGUACUCGACCAACAUGACCAGAGUCCGAUCUGUGAGUGGCUACAUCCACACUACUCCGUUUUUAGUUCAAAAACACGUCGAUUCGCCUCUGGAUAUACCUGUCGUCCAGGAACCACAGGCCCGAUAAUCUGCCGUCUAUAAAAGUCAAGCAACUGCUAAAAGGUCUGCCUAAUAUAUCAACUGUUUUGCAUGAUUCCUACGAGUCACUCAGGUCGUGUGCUGCCUUGAAUAACACUCAACUCCUCUUCUUCCUCAUCCUCCUCCUCCACUCUCUGGGUCGGCGCGAGCAAAUUCGUAAAGGCCAUAAUUUCAUACCACGGCGACUCCUGCAUUUUAGAGUGUUGAACGUUGGAAAACAAGCUGCAGGGUCUGUUGUCGUUUGAAAACUUUAGCGUGGACGAGCAGAAAAGGAGACCGUGGAAAACGGAAGAUGCGGCUUCUUGCAUUGACUCUUCACAAAACAUUCUUUCGGUAUCAUUUUCAAGUCGUCACUUUUUGGCCAUUUUUUCUUUCUCGUUAGUUUUGUGCGUUUUAGUUUGGAAAGCAACGUUUUCAAAGUAGUGUGGAUGUAGCUCAAGUGAAGUUUUUUUUUCAUCCACCACCUGUAAUCUCGCCGUGCCGUUGGUCGGUGUCUGUGAUGAUGCGAUUGGAACCAUCGAAGCCUCUGAAAGAGGUCGAUAACCCGCCUUCUAUUUAUGAAUAGAAUGCGUCCUUCAUUUGAGGUACAUUUCAGCUUUUUGUUUUUCGAUUUUUGUAUGUCUUGACGUGCGUGUCGAUGUCUCGUGUGCAUUUAUUUAACGUUAUCCGACCACUAGGGGGCAGAGUAAUGCCGGGUCAGGAAAAAGAGAAAAUCUCUUUAAAUUUAACUUAUUGCGAUGACUUGAGGAACUCAAGUUACUCAAGUUAAAACUUUGUUUUGUUUUGUUUUUGUUUGACGCCAUGCCACGUGCUACGCUGCCCCCUAUUGUCCGUGUGCUUAAUUGCAUGUCGCAUUCAUAUCGUGUCGUCACAAACAGUCAUGACGUUUGAAAUUGCCCGUAGCUCAUUUCCAUUGUUGACAACAUGGCACUUUGUAAAAAGACGCCAAAGCAGCUGAUUUCAGUCAUUCAUCACUGGAUCACUUUAAUGAAAACUUGUCUGCUUGCUAUAAAAAUCAAAGAUAUCGUCCGAGAGUUCAGGUCAAGUUUCGUCCAAAAACGAUGGUGUGCUGUGUCGGUUUGUUCUGCUAUGAGUGAGAUAAGAAAAAGUGAUUUUUAAAGACAGAGUGUUUGAUAGAUUACGGUUAAAAACAGUGCAGUUUCAAUCUGAUACUGAUCGAUUUUCGGACGAACAAAGCUAAACACACACUGUGCUAAGCUCAAAUUUCUUUGAAGUUACUAAAAAGACCGUAUCGGAUUUAAUAUCGGUAGCGGAACAUUCCAGAGAGUGUGAAAAGCGUCUGUUCCACACAAAGACUGUGUUUAAAAAAUUAGACGUCGUCCUCCGCUCGCAAAUCAAACUCCCGUUUUUGAAUUUUCCGAAACAGAAGUCCUGGCACCUUAUUGGGCGAUUAUGUGCCGUGCCUUAUCCUUAUUUAUCGUCUCUAUCAUGAACGGGGGAACGUAACUUAGAAAUAUGACAUUGUGUUUUGUUGAAGAGGAGCUGAAAAAGUGUUUACAGGCGGUUUAAAUCACGUGAGAAGUAGACGCUCCUGUUCUGUUUUCAACCAGCAGAGUCGCCCCCUGGUGGCUAACAUUUUUUCUUCCUGGGCUAGUCCAAUUCUUAAACACAGUCUGUGGUUCAUCGGUGCUUUUAGCACCUUAAUGCAGUGACAUAGCUCACUUCCUGUUGUGUGUAACACGUUUGGCCGUGGCUGUGUAGCUUUUGUGGCUGUUAGCGGUUGCUGCUGCACCCUGACCACUAGGGGGCGUGUUUAUAAGUUGUCGGUAAGAGGCAGCGUGGCGUUAUUGGAUAAUGAGAUGCUACCGUGUCGCGUGUAUUUCUUUUAAAGCCCAGUUUGCACAGGUUGCGUUGAAGUGAAGUGUCCAAGGCCCGGUCGGUUGUUGACGCUGCGAGACGAGGUUUCUCGGGCGUUGUGAAGCUGCUCUGUGUCGUGUGUUGUGCUCGUGAUUUUGUGUGCGAUGGAGUUCACGUCCUCUCUGCGCGUCUGUGUCUCAGGAGUGUACUUCGAUCCCGUGAUCACAGUUUGGGG